CGUGGCAGCAUGGAGGAGGUGCUGGGCUUGAGUGGGGAAGUGUUUCCAGGGGAAGCUGUACUGAAGUUCUGGAGUCACGAGGACAAUGCAGGGGUACUGAAAAGCCUUUGGGAAGACGAGGCAGAAAGGAAGAAAAUGAAGUCUCGAGCUCCCCCUCCACCAGGCCAGCCUCCCACAGCUAGUAAAAUCCACAGUGAACAAAAGCCUCCCACAGACGUGGAAGUCAUCCCUGAUCAGAACCUGGUAAACAUGAAGGAAAAUAUGAUAAACAGGAUGGUGGAUGUCACAGUCAUUUUGCCGACUGGAGAGGAACAGAGGAAUACUGUGCAGGGAAGUAAAGCUGUGAUGGAUCUCUUGGUUGAUUUGUGCAGCUGCUACCACUUAAAUCCAGCCCACCAUACUCUUGAACUGAAGUCUUGGGAGUCACAGCAACCUUUGAAUUACAAGCCAAAUACUUUGAUAGGGGUGCUGGAUCUUCAGACAGUACUUCUGAAGGAGAAGGUCCCUGAAGGAAAGACAAAACGACCCCCACCUAAGGUCCCUGAGAAAUCAGUAAGGCUGGUGGUGAAUUACCUCAAGACACAAAAGGCAGUGGUUCGCGUUAGUCCUGAGGUGCCUCUGCAUAACAUCAUCCCUGCCAUUUGUGAAAAGUGCGAAGUCAGCCAGGAGCAUGUUGUCCUCCUGAGGGACAACAUCACUGGGGAAGAGCUGGAGCUUACCAAGUCCUUGGAUGAGCUGGGGAUAAAGGAACUAUAUGCCUGGGAUAGGAAAAGAGCCCCUCCAUCAAAAACUCAGUCUGAACCUUCUCUGAACUAUAGAGAAACAAGUCGAAAUGCUUCAGUAAGCAGUGAUGCAAUAGAAAAAGAAAAAAGAGGAUUUCUGGGUUUUUUCAAAGUUAAUAAAAGAAGCAGCAAGAAGGAAGAACAUUUGAGGAUGGACAGUGAUUGUGGUGAUGAGGAUGUAUUUAGUUCUGCAAAUGAAAGGAACAUGGAUGGUUUUUCAACUGCACCAAAUUCCCCUUCGGUGAUGUCACGUUCCAUUACACUGGGUCCAUCACAAUCUCUUGGCAACAUCUCGGGAAUGACGGCAAACCCAGAAAUCAAGAAACGCAGAGCUCCUCCUCCUCCCACGGUGACACCGCAGUUGCAGGACACAGAGAGGAAUGGCCAAGAAAAGACAGCAGCCCAGAUUUUACAAGGGGCAUCAUCGCAGAAUGAUCUGCAGAAAAAAAAGAGACGUGCGCCUCCACCCCCAACUCCAACUCCUGCCAUGCCAAAUAGGACUGAAGAAAAGGAAGACAAGAGAAAGAGCACAGUCGGUAAUGGACGACAGGUGCCACAAAAGCCUCCUAGAGGCAACACACGUGGUCCACCCCAGUUAGUGAUUCCCCCACCCCCACCUUACCCUCCUCCUGACAGAGAUAUUAUGGAUCCAACUGUCUGUUACAGUGAAGCAGAUGUAACGGCAUCAACAAAGCUGAUACCUAAACAGAGCCUACAACUCACACAAGAAUAUAUAUAUAUUGUGGAUGAUGUGGUCCUGGAACUAUCAGAGCUAGAGGAAACAGCCUCAGUAAGCAGCUGCUUUGCAUCAGAAGAUACCACUGAUGAUUCAGGGGUCAUGAGUUCUCCAUCUGAUAUUGUGUCUUUGGAUUCACAAAAUGACAUCAUGAAAUUAAGAGAGCGAUCAGCGAAUGGUCAAGUGGACACGGCUGAAACAGAAAUACCUCAUGCUGCAGAGUUGUACCCAGUAAGAAAUGCCUCCUGUGAUAGCAAAAAAUCUGGAAGCACUCACAAGAGCUAUCAGGAGGAGAAAAGUACACAACAACAAAAUAGCCUAAAAACGAAAAUGGAGAAGUUCAUUAUAAUCAGUCCCCAAAACAGGAGGAAAAAAACCAAAAUGGACAUGCAAAGGGCUACUUCAAAUGGGCAACAACCACAGUUCAGGAAACAAAGAUGGAAUGGUUUCAGUAGAGAUGAAAUGGCUGCCUCUAAGAGUGACAAUGAGGAUGACAUUGCUGCACGACUCCAACCGACUUUGGUUGAACUGGAUGACAAUUUAGGGGCACUGGAAGCUGGACAUUAUGACACAGAUAGUGAUUCCAUAUUCAAUCACGUAAAUGAGGUGUUAAGCCCACGUACAAGCAAUGUCAACACCGCUCAAGUGCUUGCCUGUUCUGUUCCAGUAACAGUCAUAGAUGAGGUUCCAAGAGUUAAUGACUUCACAGCACCUCGAAACAAAGAAAAUGCUCUACUCCCUAAUGAAGAUGGCAUAGAAGAUUUCUCAGUUGACUCAGUUAAUGUAGGAAACUUUACUAAUAAAAAUAACAAUGCAGGUUCUUUUGAUAAGGACCAUGUGGACAGCAGAUCUCUACAUAUUUCAAAAGAUUUAAUACAUCAGAAGUCAUCUGAAAUUGAUUUCAAAUCUCUGCCUAUAGGACAAAGGAGAGAUAUGUUUGAGUCUCAUGUUGUCUCACUUGACAAAAGAAAUGAGAAAUAUCUGGGGCUAGAAAGGAUCUAUAAAAAUGAUGUUAGGUCCAAGGAAUGUAGACCUAAGUUGAUUUCUUCUGACCUCAAGCCUGCAACUGAAAGCAGUGCAGAGAAAGAGAGACCCAAUGUGUUUAAUGAAAAAAAUAAUCUAGAAAGAUCUCAAAACAAAAUAAAAACAGAAUUGGAAUUCAGGCAAACUUCAGCAAAAAACGCGGAAGAGAAAGAAGAUACUCAGUCAGCACCCAUGUGGUGUCAGCGUGCUCAUAGUACGUAUACAGUAACAAGCUAUGAACCCAGAGUAGGUCUGACAACCUUUAAAAUUGUCCCUCCCAAACCUGAAAUAAAACAUUUUGAUAAAGGUACAUCUCUCUCCAGUGGUGCCAUUAAGAUAGAUGAGUUAGGCAAUCUUGUAAGUCCAAAUGCUGGUGAUGGUAAGAACAUACCAGAUGCUUCUACCAGUGAAAUGGAGGAACCUUUCAUUGGGAGAAUAAGAGCAUUCUGGAGGUCACACUCUAUGGAAAAGCAACAUGAUGAGUGCAUAGAACAUACGUCUAAAAAGACAGUAGCUACCACAAACUCUAAACCUUUUACUGUGAAACCUGAAAACACACCUCUCUCUCCCACAGAUGUAAAACCAGUACCACCAGAAACAUUUGCAUCCAGGGUGACUAAAAGGUCUUUUGAAACUGAAAAAAUCAAACAGCCUUAUGCAACCACACAGUCUCAGGUGAAAACAUCCAUAGCUCCAGUACUGAACAGGAACAAGACAGAGUUCCCAUUUCUAAAGCCUUAUAGAAGAACUUCAAGCCAAUAUGUUGCUUCUGCCAUUGCAAAGUAUAUUACUUCACCUACAUUUAAGGCUGACUCUACACUCAGUCAUGACAAAGAAGAAAAUAACCAUGAAGAGAGAGGAAUGAAAAUUGAAGCAGAACAUUCCCCCCAAAAAAACAUUAUUGUGGCCAAAAACAGCCCUUUGGAAGAAACACAAUCAAUAGAAACAAGCAAAGAUUAUUCAAAUAUUUUUACUUGCAAUCAGAAAGCAUCCAACAGGUUUACACUUGGUGAUAAUUUUGGAGAAGAAAACAAAGCUCGAAAUGUCAGGGCACUGAAUCAAGCAACUCCUGUUGGCUUCUAUAAAAAGAGUGUCAAUGUACCACUUACUAAAACCUCAGUGAUGAAUAACAGUUUUGCACAAGAUGAUCACAGGCUUAACAGCAAACAAAAGACAAAGCCUGUAUUUGAUCAGAAAUCUGAGCAUAGGGACCAAACCAAUUCUUCCUCACACCUCAGAUCACCUGGUCUCCAUGUACCCAGCUUCUCUUCUGGUUCAUCUUUGAGUGCCACAAAAUGGCAGGUUGUGGACAAGCCUCCUGGAAACUCUUUAAAAGUCUCAUCUGAGUUAAACAUUGCAUCUGCUAACAACAAUGGUGAUUUAGAAAGAGAAGAGAAACCCAAUGGUAUAUUACUGGGUAAUGUCAAUGAGUCUGAUAUCACUGUACAAACCAAUAUCUUUGGGCCAAAGAAGAAGUUCAAACCAGUUGUUCAGAAACCAGUUCUAAAAGAUACAUCUCUGCACACUGCACUAAUGGAGGCCAUUCAGACCGGAGGAGGAAAAGAAAGACUGCAAAAGAUUUCAGACAGCAUGAUGAAUGGAAGUCAGCAGAAGCCUUCACAUAGUGAGCCAGAAAAUGAGCGGUCAGCCCUGUUUGCAGCAAUUAGAGGUCACAGUGGCAUCUCAGGGCUGAAAAAGAUCUCAUCAGCAGCCUCUGACGAGCUACGGAGCUUCAAAAAUGCAGACGUGGCCUCGCAAAAUAAAGAAAACUCCUGGGCAGAGGAGCUUUCUAUCCCACCACCCCCACCUCCACCAGUCCACCUGUCUAUAACAGCCGCCCCUACAUUCUCAACCACUGCUGAAAGUAACCCUGGGGAGGCAAGACAAGCACUAAUGGAGGCCAUUCGCUCUGGCACUGGAGCAGCAAGGUUAAAAAAGGUCCCUCUGCUAGUUUGAAUCGUGGAUAAAGAACAAGUAAUUGGAAAAUAUAACCCCACAUGAUCCCAUGAUCAUAAUUCAAGGACUGAAGUGGCAAAGAACAUCAAGAAGUUCAGUUUAUUCCCCUGUCUACAGGCCAAAAUAAGUUGCAGUUAAUUUUCUGUUUGUUCCUGCAUAAUAGUUCUAAGGGAAAAAAUAUGUUGCUUUGCUGCACAGCUACUGUGCCAAGAAACUGCAUUUUGCCUCUGAAUAUUUAAAUUUGCCAAUAAACCAUUCUUGUUGGCAGGUUAAUAAGAAUAUAAACACUGUGUAGUCCUGCUUUAAUACUUAAUUAUGUUUAUGGGCUAAAUUAAAAGACUUUUUGCUAGCUCUCUGAAAUGUAACACUCAUUCAUUUUGAAGUUGUUUUAAAAUAUGUAACUGUUUCAAACAUUUAUUUGCUUCUUGCUCUUUGAUUUGGAAGACGGUUAUAAGCAGUAAGGGGGACAAAGUAGAAUAAAGAUCCAUAAAAAAUAAUCACAAGAAAAAAGUUAUGGUACAUUCUGAAAGGCCUUAAUUGCCAUAUACUGAAGUCACUGUUUUUUUCUAAUUAGGUGAACUCUUUUUCUAGAACAUUCACUAUACACGUAGUCAAUACUGAAUUUGAGGUGGUGUACUAUUGAGAAGUUACUUAUGGGAUAUAUGACGUAUAGAUACUAACUUGCAGAGAUAUACUGAACCCUAGUAACAUUUGUGAUGUUCUUCCAACAUUGAAAGAUUAAAUUAAGAAUAAAGGGACCUUCAUCUACAGCAAGGACUGUGAGGUUUUAAAAUGCUGCUUAGAGAUUCAAAAAAUAUGGGAGUCCUUCAUGCCCACCCAAAUGCAGCAGUGUUCACUCACAUCUGUAAGAACAGGACUAAGUCCCCAAGCUGGUAUAAAUUGAGUAUAAUCUGGUCCCUCUCAUUCUUCAUGGCUGUAGCACCCCGCUUCACAGGUAUUUAUAGUAGUAGAUUUUAAAAAUAUUAACUACUUUCGUAGUUGUCGUUGUAUAUAUUUUUAAAAUAUUUUGUUAAAUUUAAAUGAUAACUUAAAAAGGACAAAUCAAAUUGUCUUUUUUCAUAUUUCCUAUAUUGUAAUGAAACUGAGGAAGUGAAAGUUUGUACAUUUAAAUUUUUUAUAAUUACCAGACCGGAAUGGAAGUUGCUUGGUUUUUUUUCAGAGCUGGGAUUUAAAAACAUAGUUGUGUAAUGUAAUGUUAAAAAGGAGAGAGACUAUAUAGCCACCUGCACUUAGUUACUGUAUAUUAUAUAUUGUAAAAUACUGAUACCUGUUAGUGCCACAAAUAAAAAAAUGUUACAAGA
Molecule: messenger RNA, 5819 nt
Organism: Alligator sinensis (Chinese alligator)
Lineage: Eukaryota; Metazoa; Chordata; Crocodylia; Alligatoridae
Gene: COBL
Product: cordon-bleu WH2 repeat protein
Exons: 17
Coding region: 10-4497 (1495 amino acids)
Biological process (GO): actin filament polymerization; actin filament network formation
Cellular component (GO): perinuclear region of cytoplasm; axonal growth cone; ruffle
Molecular function (GO): actin monomer binding
Source: RefSeq, a predicted model, not a curated record